AUGGCUUCGAGCGUGGACGUGGUGGUAGGCGCUACCUUCGCCGUGGACGACAUCCAUGCAGCCAUGCAGCUACUCUUCCGGGAGACCCUUCCCUCCAUCACCGCAUCGCUUACGUGGAUUCCCUACGGCCAAACGGCUUCGUUCCUCGCCCAACCAACCCAGCUUGCAGCGUCUUCACCGACAAGACAUGCAGUCACACUCGUCUUCGUUCGUCUCGUGGAUCUAUGGCACUCGCACCCAGAACUUCGCCAGGAAGCGCCGGAUAUGUCACUCAUGCACCGGUUCUGUGCAGCCAUCGAUACGCAUAUAGCGUUAAACCCGUCGCGCCAUAUCGUGUUGGUUCUGUGUCCAUCUCCGCCAGAGCUCGUCGAUGACAAUGCAUACAUAGCCAACGAGCAUGCCUUCUUGGCACAGCUUCCUCGCAAAGUCGUCACAGUGACCAAUGUAUUUGCAUGUUAUGACCCGCCGUCGCCCUACUACGACGUUGUUGCUGACACCUUGUCGCACAGUCCAUAUACGACUGCGAUGGCCCACCUGUUGGCACUCGUGGGGACCCGGUCCAUUUGCCGUGUGUUUCGAACCAUCACAAAAGUGAUUGUCGUGGACUGCGACCACACGUUGUGGACUGGCGCGGUGUCGGAAGAUGGAUUGGAUGGGAUUGCAAUUCCCCCAGCAUACGCCGCCUUGCAGCGUUUUCUAGUGGCGCAAUUCACAAAAGGUGUCCUGCUUUGUGUGUGCAGUCGCAACGUACCAAAGGACGUACACGCUGUGUUUGCGAAUCAUCCGGAUAUGGUGCUGCAAUGGGAUGUGCACAUUUUGUUAGCCAAGAUCAACCACGAGCUAAAGUCGGCCAAUAUCCAAGCCCUGGUCACUCAGCUAAACGUAGCCAUGGACAGUGUCGUGUUUGUGGAUGACAAUGCGGUCGAAUGCGGCGAUGUCGAGCAAAAUUGUCCUGGAAUUAGUGUGGUUCAAGUGCCCAUGCAGCUUACUCCAGAGUUUAUGCCGACGUGCUGGGCAUUUGAUAGCCCGUUGGGUACAUUCGACGCUACCGUGACAGCUGAAGAUGCACGACGGACUGCAAUGUAUCGGCACCAGCUUUUGGCUUGUGCCAUCACAAAUCACCCUUCAACGUUGUCGCAGAUUCCGUCCAUUGUUUCGGGUACCCCCGAUACAUUGAAACUAUCGCUGGGCAUGCAAAUCGACAUCCAAUUGGUGGAUUCGUCAGCGACAGUGUCGUCUACUUUGUCUCGGCUCGUGCAACUGUGUCAGCGCACCAACCAAUUCAAUUGCCACACGGACGCGGCGCGCGCUUUCACAUCCGACGCGCACGUCGUGGCGUUCCGUGGGUCCAUAUUGUACGUGCAUGUCACUGAUCGCUUUGGCCAUUAUGGGCUUGUGGGGAUGGCCGCUUGGACGGAAUUAGACGACGAAACGUCCCGUAUCGAUGUGUUUGUGCUCAGCUGCCGUGUAUUGAAUCGAGGAAUCGAACACGCGAUGCUGCAAUACGUGGCAACACACACGACGUCAACCACGAUUCAUAUUGCGUUUGUGUCCACGGUUCGAAACGUCCCCGCCGCGACCUUUGUGGCCAACUUGCCACAUGUGACCAAGACUAAACAUGGGUAUGCCGUACCUCGAGCCUCCGUAUUGGCCCUUCACAACCAGCCAGUCGUGACGACUAGUACUACCAACCACGCCAACUUGACUACUGGUGGUCGUCCACGGGGCCUCCCGACCACGAAUUUCCCAACGUUGGCGGCGCUUUCAUCCUUUAUCGAGUCGUUUUCUUCAGCUCCCUCAACUGUUCAAGGCGGUGUGGACGUUGUACAAGUUACUACUCCAGUUGCUAGUCAAGAUGUGGACAUUGCUGACGCUUGUAAAUUCCGCCGACAGCAACGCGAAGCGUUGAAAAAACUGCAAAAAGAGGCCACCGGCACGGCAAUUCCCAUUUGGACGACCAACAAUGUCUCUGAACGAAAGCCAUGUCCCCAAUGCAAAGUGCAUACUUUGGCCUUGACCAGCAAAUGCACGUUCGAACGAUGUCGCAGCUGCUGCUAUAACAUCCAAAAGUGGCUCCAACGGGCGCACGACCACCCCCAUCCCAAGGCCAGACACGUGGCCCUUGACUUGCUUCAACAAGCCAACAUCGACAUUCUACGCUCGCAACGCGGCUGCAACGUCCAUACAAACCAGCGACGAGCAAACGACUUUUGAUUGGCUGUGGCAGUCGUCCGCCAGCCAAUCAAUUCCGAGAUCUCUGGCUCACAUUGAAGUGAGAUGUUACCGGUAUUGUCGAUUCGGUACAAAUUGUCCAGACCCCGUCGAAUCGAAUCACGAAUCGACGCUACUAGUAUUGGCUAAUCUAAUUUUGAGUGGAUUUGAUUGGCUCUUACA
Messenger RNA from Aphanomyces astaci, 2394 nucleotides. RefSeq lists its product as hypothetical. Lineage: Eukaryota; Oomycota; Saprolegniomycetes; Saprolegniales; Verrucalvaceae. The coding region runs from base 1 to 2214 and encodes 737 amino acids. The record is from RefSeq and is a predicted model, not a curated record. The transcript has 11 exons.